AUGAAUAUGAUGAUAUAUUCAACCUUCUUUUCUGUUAUUUUAUCGGUUGGCUUAUUAGGAUCGCAGGCAACUGCGAAACCCAUUAUAGAUUUUGAUGGGAUUGCUCCCGCUACCCCCCUACGGGACGACGCCUUCGUGAACACGAUUUUAAGGCGUGGCAUAGACUUGUCUAGCCUAGAUGAUAUCCCAGCGGCGCAACCAAUUCGCGAGGAUGGGCUCCGCCGCCGUGAUAUUAUGAGCGCUAAACAAAAGAGGUCCAUCUCUGAGGCUAUGGAUAGGGCGAUAGAAAUGAAGCCUAUCCGUGAGGAUGACUUAACUCCCCAGCACCUACUCAAGAGAGAGGAUCCACUAUCGAGACUGGAUCUCCGAGAAGAUGUUAUAAUGAUGUACGGAGGGGCCGCUGUUCAACAGCAGAUGUAUCUUGCAAACGUGACCCUCCAUGCUCCCGACCCAGAGCAUCCACUUAUCAUGAUGGAAAAGUUUGACGGACUUACUACAAGCUUGGAAUGUACUUCCAGGUCACAGAUGAAGAUCAAAUUCAAGUCAAAACCAGCUAUGGAUCACGCUGUCGCCGCUUGGAAGUGGGUCAACUCCGAGGAAGCCGAUUACUUCUACUUAAUCGCCAACCACCCCACCUGUUGCCCAUCAAGCCAAAGGGCCCCAUACAAAGUUACGGAGGUCAAAAUUGACGAGAAGGGGCUCGAGACCACGCUUACUGUUGGGAAAACACUUUGGACUGAAGUUGCUGGCAAUUUCGAUCUCACCCUUGGUAGAUACGAUAUCCCAAGCCGAGCAAGACGACACUUCGAGCCAGCGGCUCUCACCAAAAGAUUCUUUGGGCUCGACAGCCUCGCUGUCAAGCUUAUCAGUUUCCUCGGUGUGGCACCAGACAUAUCAGCCCUCAAGUCAAUUUUCGUGAACCUUGCGACGGCUCAAAAAAGAGUAGAGUUAUUCCGUGACCGGUUCCACGAAGACCCAUACCUUCAGGUCAACUGUAUCGAUUGUGGUUCUCAUGGUGGUGUUGAACUCGGUGUCCGAGCAAAGGCUGAGGGUGGAAAAGUCAAAAAUCUCGGCCUUUUCUUGCAACCAAAGGGGCUCGCGGCAAAAUUUGAACUCGAAGUUAAGGCCCAGGCUACUAUGGCAAACCCGAUAUCUGUCACCAAGUCUAUCCUCCCAGAUACAACUAUUCCGGGAUUCUCUAUUCCAUUCCUGUUUACUUUCGGUCCUUCCAUUCAAUUUAAUGCUGGAUUUGACCUCAAACUCGAUGCUAUCGCCAACUUCACUAUUGGUGUUGAAGCCGUAAUGCCAGAUUCUGCUAUGAUAGUUCUGGAUGUAGUAGCAAAGAAGAGCGGCGUAAGCGGCUUGCAAGGAGCUAGAAUCUCUCCCAUAUUCCGCGUCAACGACCUUGAGGCCAAGGGCGAGGCCGGUGCUUAUAUUGGCCCAUCGAUUGCUUUCGGCGCGAAGAUUCUUAACACCUUCAAAUACGAGGGUGCCCUUCAACUCAACAUGCCUUAUGUCGGUGCGGAACUACACGCCGGAUACAAAAAAGAUGGCUUUUGCCCAAAAGCCAAUACUACGGAAAAACAGAAAAUUACCACGGGCGUAAAGGGAAAGCUGAAUGCUAACAUAGAGCUUUGGUUUAAGCUGGGUUCUCAGGGUGGAUUGAUCCCGGUACCGAACUGGGCCCCAACGCUCGAAAGAAAGAUUUGGGGUCAAGAACAUCCGUUCGAAGAGUUCUGUGUCCCAUAUGCAAUCCCUGGGCUUCAAAAUGGUGCUAAGCCUCCACCGCCAUCUAAAACUUUGGAACUUACCGGCGAUAUAACCAAGUUCAAGACUCGAACUUUCUCUGCCGAAACCACAGCACCAUUAGCCCAAGUCUCCGUAAUUCAAGGACCCUCAGACCCACAAAUCGUAACAACAUCCGCAUCUUCUGCAUCUUCCGUCAUCACAUCUAUGGCUAUUCCAAAUUCCGAAUCUUCAGACAGUACAACAACGGGAACUAUAGAACCUAUUGUGGAAACAAAGACUUCAUCUAUUGUAGAGUUGGAAACCUCAACGCUUUUAGAGUUAGAGAUUCCAACGACACCCCCUACCGCGGCUCCCGCUUCGUCCCCCACAGACGAAAUUGAGCUCGACGAUGAAAUCACACCCACCCCAGAUGAUAACAAGGAUAAUUCCAACAAUGGGGCCUUCGAUCCAAAGGAUGAUGAUAUCCCAUUUAUAGAUGAAGAUGAAGAAGAAAGGGGGCAGGACCCUGAGACACAGCCUACAGUUCAGAUUGAGGACGACAAGCCUGAAACUGUUGACCCGGGCACUAUAUCAUUGUGA
Orbilia oligospora ATCC 24927 is the source of this 2328-nucleotide messenger RNA. RefSeq lists its product as uncharacterized. NCBI's taxonomy places the organism in Eukaryota, Fungi, Ascomycota, Orbiliomycetes, Orbiliales, Orbiliaceae. The record is from RefSeq and is a predicted model, not a curated record. The transcript is spliced from 2 exons. Bases 1 to 2328 code for a protein of 775 amino acids.